CUUGCCCCCAGAGCGCUGCCCAGGACCAGCCAGCAUGGACAAGACGGAGCUGAUCCAGAAGGCCAAGCUGGCCGAGCAGGCCGAGCGCUAUGAUGAUAUGGCCACCUGCAUGAAGGCGGUGACGGAGCAGGGCGCGGAGCUGUCCAACGAAGAGCGCAACCUCCUCUCCGUGGCCUACAAGAACGUGGUGGGCGGGCGGCGCUCUGCCUGGAGGGUCAUCUCCAGCAUCGAGCAGAAGACAGACACCAGCGACAAGAAGAUGCAGCUCAUCAAGGACUACCGGGAGAAGGUGGAGUCUGAGCUCAGGUCCAUCUGCACCACCGUGCUGGAGCUGUUGGACAAGUACCUCAUAGCCAACGCAACCAACCCCGAGAGCAAGGUCUUCUACCUGAAGAUGAAGGGAGACUACUUCCGGUACCUGGCCGAGGUGGCCUGCGGGGACGACCGGAAACAGACAAUAGAGAACUCACAGGGAGCCUACCAGGAGGCCUUUGACAUCAGCAAGAAGGAGAUGCAGCCCACACACCCCAUCCGCCUGGGGCUGGCCCUCAACUUCUCUGUCUUCUACUAUGAGAUCCUCAACAACCCCGAGCUGGCCUGCACGCUGGCCAAGACAGCGUUCGACGAGGCCAUCGCAGAGCUGGAUACACUGAACGAAGACUCCUACAAAGACAGCACCCUCAUCAUGCAGCUGCUUAGGGACAACCUCACAUUAUGGACAUCAGACAGUGCAGGAGAAGAAUGUGAUGCUGCAGAAGGUGCAGAGAACUAAAGCUGCACGUGGGGCAUCAUCUCCCCUCCCCUGCCCCUCCUCCAGAAACCUUUUUACACGUCUCCAUUCCUUCUAGCUCCACUGGGAUUUCCUAUAGCAAAGAAAACAAGGAACAAAACCCAUUCAUGUGUAUGGAAAAUCAAUUUAUAGUCUUUUCACACUGCAGCUUUGGGAAAACAAAACAAAACAAAACUCCAUUCCUUGAUUUGUGGUUUUUGGUUUGGUCUUUUUUUGGGUUUCUUUUUUUUGGUCCUGGCCUUCCUGGUGUGCAGUUACUGCUGUAGAAAAGUAUUGAUAGCUUCAUUUCACAUCAGCCCCUUCCAAAGCCUUCUGUAGAGGACUCUCAAGUGUUCCUGCUAGUGAGAAAACCCAAACCUGAUCCAGUCCCUGGCACUGGGCUGUGCUUUGUAUUCCAGUGAGGUGUGGCAAUGUAGUGCAUUGCAGCUCCAGAGUGUUUCCACCUAGCUUCUCGUCCUCCACAUCCCCUCCCUGCUCCCCAGGGUUCCCACCCUUGGCUCCCCCCUGGCUCCUGUGUGCUGUGUCAGUAGGGAUGUGGAAGCACUGGGCCAGCAUUUCCACUUUGGAGAACCAGCAGCUGAGUUGCUUCCUGCAGCACAGCAGCUUUGUGUGUUCCCAGCAGGGCCUCCUCCACCCUCCCCAGGCACAGCUCCCUCCCUCCUGCCCCUGUGGCCUUGCCUAGGUGUUAGCAGCAGCCUGCUGUGUGCUGGGGGGGCAGGCUAGGGAGUGCAUGGCAGCUCUUCAGGACUGGAGUGGCAACCCCCAAAUGGAAUUCACAGGGCCAAGUCUCCCAAGGUUGGGGUUCUGGGGUUGGUUUUCUUUAGUACUUUUCCCUGCAGGUUUGUGCACAUGUGAGGAGGUGCCCAAGUUUGUCCAGUGAUCGUUCCUUAGAGAGUUUGGACCACUAUUGUGUGUUGCUAAUCAUUGAUUGUAGUCCCAAAAAAGCCUUGUGAAAAAUGUUCUGCCCUCUGUAACAGCAAAGUUAACAUUAAAUAAAAUUACAUUUUAU
Molecule: messenger RNA, 1799 nt
Organism: Indicator indicator
Lineage: Eukaryota; Metazoa; Chordata; Aves; Piciformes; Indicatoridae
Gene: YWHAQ
Product: tyrosine 3-monooxygenase/tryptophan 5-monooxygenase activation protein theta
Exons: 5
Coding region: 35-772 (245 amino acids)
Biological process (GO): signal transduction
Cellular component (GO): cytoplasm
Source: RefSeq, a predicted model, not a curated record